CCUAACCUAUUAGAUUUGAUAUGCAAUGAAUAAAACUGAUUGUGACCUCUUGCGCCAAAACUCCUUUUUUAAAUCCAAAUUAUAAGUUUUUUCGGGCUUGCUGUUCAUUCCCGGCACUGAAGGGCCUCCAAAAACCCUAAUAUUGAAGAGCUUGAUUGUUUACUAUAGGGCAAAUUUUAUGUAUAUUUUUUCUGAAAUUUCGGCCUAUCACGUGAUAUAUCUGUAUUUUGAGCAAUUUCAAAAAUUUGGAUUUUGACCUAGCAUCAAGACCGAAAUGUGAACUGCAAUCUGUAUUUCUUUGAUUGAUUCAUUUAUGCUGUAUUUUUAGAGCAUUUUGCUCCAAUCUAUGUUGUUUUAUUUUUAUCUAUGGAUUCACUCUUUAUUGUGCUUGCCUUGAACUAUAGAUGGAUCAUAUGGCAAAGGGGACACAGAGCCAUCACCAAGAUAAUUCUCAGACCUAAUGCAUCUACUCUCUGAUGUUCCUUUUUCCAAUUGGAAUCACCUUUAUAAUGCCAUUGCAGCUUUAGUUUGGUGUAAAUAUUUUGCUCUUUUGGUCCAUGACUUUUGCUGUCUGCUACCAAUUUUAAUUCCUGAAUAAGCAUGGGAAGUAAUUCCACUCAGGAAGAAGGAGAAGGAAAGGAAGAAGGAGAAGAAGGAGCAUACCAAUUUAAUUUGCAGACGCAUGAGAAGUUGUUCCAUCAAGGAAGAAGGACAAGAAACUAAUUUUAAUUACAGAAGCAGCAUUCAAAGUUGUUCUAUCAAGGAAGAAGGAGAAGAGUUGAAACCGGGUGAAAGGAGAAGCAGCGAAGAAGGCAUGUGAUGGCCCCUUCAAAGUAUUACUUCUUCUAUGGCCGCCGAAAGCCCUCUCAGAGCCGCCCCAUUGUUGAAGGGGGUCUCUUCACAAAUCGCAAAACCAGAGGAACCGUUCUCCCUCCUCUCUACAAACCCAACAACAAACCCCCCACCAAAACCUUCAAUCCUGACCUCUGGAAUCCAGAUUGCAUUACACCAAAGAUGCAAACAAAGACCCAUUCAUCUUCUGAGCCCUCCUCUCUCUCGUCCGCCAGUCGCAAACUCUCCCCAAUCGCACGCUACGUAUGUGAUACUAUCCGUCGCCACGGAACAUGGGGACCCCAAGUCCUUUCUGACCUCAACAAGCUUCAUAGGGUACCCCCUUCCACUGUAACAGAAAUCCUCAAAUCUUCUCUCCUCAACCCCUCCCUCUCCUCCCGGUUUUUCAACUGGGCUACUAACCAAAAGGGCUUUCGCCACAAUUUCUCUUGCUACAAUGCCCUUGCGUGCUGUCUUCAUCGUGCCAACCGUCACAGAGCAGCUGAUCAAGUCCCGGACCUUAUGAGGGCUCAUAACAAAGAGCCCACCUCAAAACAGUUUGAGCUCCUCAUUAGGCUUCAUGCUGAAUCUGGAAGGGGCCUUCGGGUUCACUAUGUCUAUCAAAAGAUGAGAGAAUUUGGGUGCAAGCCCAGUGUUUUUGUCAUCAACAGGGUCAUGGAUGCAUUGAUUAGGACUGAGCAUAUUGACUUGGCCAUGGCUGUGUUUGAGGACAUUGACAGAGAUGGAUUGGUCCCUGAGGGAAUCAGUUUCAUGAUACUUGUCAAGGGGCUGUGUAGGGAAGGCAGGUUGGAUGAGGCAUUCACACUAUUGGGGCAGAUGAGAGAGAAAGCAUGUAAGCCUGAUGUAUUUGCUUAUACUGCGAUGCUAAAGGCUCUUGUUUCGUCGGAAAAUUUCAAUGGAUGUUGGAAAGUUUGGGAGGAGAUGGAGAGAGAUGGCGUUCAUCCAGAUGCUAUGUGUUGCACGACAUUGGUUGGUGGUCUUUGCAAGGCAGGGGAGAUUGAGAAGGCAUAUGGGGUUUUUAAAGAGAUGAAGGCCGAUGUCUUUUUGAUCGAUAGGUCAGUGUACGGUUCGUUGAUCUCUUCGUUUGUGGCCAUGGGCAAGGUGGCUUUUGCAUGUGGGUUGUUGAAGGAGAUGAAUGAUAGUGGGUAUCGAGCUGAUCUUUCUAUAUACAAUUCUCUGAUAGAGGGGCUUUGUGAUGCGAAUGAGAAUGGAGUGAACAAGGCUUACAAGCUCUUCCAGAUAGCCAUUAGAGAGGGCCUUGUGCCGAGCUUCUUGACCACGAAUCCAUUGCUUCUUGCUUAUGCAGAUGCAAAUAGAUUGGAUGAUAUGUUCAUGUUGAUUGAACAGAUGUCGCGGCUGGGGCCACAGCCUGUCGAGGACAACCUCUUCAAGUUUUUUUCCUUCAUGGUUGGCAAAGGGGAGAAGCAGAGAGUAUUAAAAUCAUUGGAAGUCUUCAAGGCCCUCAAGGAGAGAGGGUAUUGCAGUGUCUCAAUCUACAAUAUCCUAAUCAGCGGGCUUCACAAAGUCAGGGAGGUAAAGAGUGCGCUUUCUCUCUUUGAAGAAAUGGAGAAGGGCUCAGGUGAGGCUUUUAAACCUGAUGCUUUUACUUAUAGUAAUGUGAUCCCAUGCUUUAUUGAUGAGGGUGAACUCAAAGAGGCAUGCUCAUUGUAUAACAAGUUGAAGGAGAUGUCUUGGACUCCUAGUGUGCCCGCAUAUUGUUCCCUUGUUAAAGGGCUCUGCAGAGAUGGGGAGAUCGAUGCGGCUAUUCUACUUGUUCGGGAUUGUUUGGGCCAUGUCACAAGCGGGCCUUUGGUGUUCAAGUACACUCUCAACAUUCUCCAUGCUUGUAAGUCAGGUAAAGCUGAUAAAGUCAUUGAGGUUUUGAAUGAGAUGAUGCAACAGGGCUGCCCUCCUGAGGAUGUGAUAUAUUGUGCCAUUAUUGGUGGCAUGUGUCGGCAUGGGAAUGUAGAGGAAGCACGAAAGGUCUUUGCAGCCAUGCGGCAGCGUAAUCUGCUAUCAGAGGCUAAUUUAGCCUUGUAUGAUAAAUUGCUCAUUGAACAUUUGACAAAAACCACCUCGAAUUUGGUGCAUUGUGGGUUGAAGUUUUUUGGUCUGGAAUCCAAGAUAAAGUGGAGCCAAAGUUGAUUUUUGCACCUUGGCGUAUAUCCCAUCCAUUUUGGAAAUGUAACCUUGUCAUGUAAAUUAUGCAUAAAAAAAUGAGUUGUUCCUUUUUAAUUUGGCUGAGUAACGUAAUUGUAAGUUUGGAAUCCUGAAAAUUCUUAAUCAUUGUUUGAUGAUGACAUGUACCGUCUAAAUUUGUUUGAAGUGUUUAAUUUC
Molecule: messenger RNA, 3189 nt
Organism: Amborella trichopoda
Lineage: Eukaryota; Viridiplantae; Streptophyta; Magnoliopsida; Amborellales; Amborellaceae
Product: Pentatricopeptide repeat (PPR-like) superfamily protein
Biological process (GO): RNA processing; mitochondrion organization
Cellular component (GO): mitochondrion
Molecular function (GO): mRNA binding; protein binding
Source: RefSeq, a predicted model, not a curated record